GAGAGAGAGAGAGUUGUCUCGCAAUAGAGAGUGAGAGAGAGAGAGUCAGUCACUGUUUGACUCAUUACUGAAACAACAUUUGCUUUAAUAGCUGUUUGUGUCGAUACAGACAUCCAUUUCAGAUAAUGAGUUGUGAAACAUAUGGCCUGAACUGCGGACACAGUUCUGGUAAUUGUGGCCACAAUUCACAGACACUGACGUUCUUAGACCCGGAAGACGCCAAUGAGUUGUUGGGCGCCGACACUCAGGGCUCGGAGUUUGACUUCAAUGACUUCACACUCCCCUCGCAGUCGCAGGCGAGUCAAGUGGACACCAAUUUGUCGCAAAGAAAUAAUAGAGAAUCGCAACUCUCGAAUGGCUUGUCUUCGGACGUGAAUCCAAUCACCCAUUCGUUCGGUGAACUCAACUUCGAAGAGGACGAAGAGGACCAGUACUACAGUAAAGCACUUCCAGAGCACGCGUGCAAAUACUGUGGCAUUCAUGACCCGAGUUGUGUCAUUCAAUGCAAUCUCUGCAAGAAGUGGUUCUGCAACGGAAGGGGCAAUACGUCCGGCAGUCAUGCGGUCAACCAUUUAGUGAGAGCUAAGCACAAGGAAGUGACUCUUCAUAAGGACGGGCCACUGGGAGAGACGGUACUCGAGUGUUACAGCUGUGGCUGUCGUAACGUCUUUGUCCUCGGCUUCAUUCCGGCCAAAGCCGACUCAGUGGUGGUGCUGUUGUGUCGUCAGCCCUGUGCCGCUCAAAGCAGUCUCAAAGACAUGAAUUGGGAUCCGGAUCAGUGGAAACCCCUAAUCAACGAUCGCACGUUCCUCUCAUGGCUGGUGAAAGUGCCGUCAGAACAGGAACAGCUGAGGGCCCGACAGAUCACUGCUCAACAGAUCAACAAAUUGGAAGAGCUUUGGAAAGACGGCAAUAUUGAGGCCACGUUUCAAGACUUGGAGAAACCGGGUGUCGAUGAAGAGCCCCAACAGGUGUUGUUGCGAUACGAAGACGGCUAUCAAUACCAGAACAUCUUCGGGCCGUUAGUCAAGAUGGAAGCCGAUUACGACAAGAAGCUCAAGGAAUCACAAACACAGGACAACAUUGAGGUUCGAUGGGAUAUCGGACUCAAUAAGAAGAUAAUCGGGUUCUUCAAUAUCGCCAAAUCAGACACUGAUAUGCGUCUUAUGCACGGCGACGAACUCAGGCUCCGGUAUUUGGGAGAACUACUCAAACCAUGGGCUGGUGUCGGACACGUGACUAAAAUUCCCGACAACUUUAGUGAAGAAGUAGGCAUUGAGCUGAAGAGCAAUGCAGGCGUUCCCACGGAAUGCACCUCUAAUUUUGUGGUCGAUUUUGUGUGGAAGUCUACUUCAUUUGAUAGAAUGCAGGGCGCGUUACGUAAAUUCGCAAUGGAUGAGUCUUCGGUGUCGGGCUAUAUAUACCACAAACUUCUGGGCCAUGAGAUUGAAGACGUGGUGAUGCGCUGUUCGCUUCCCAAGCAGUUCUCAGCGCCUAAUUUACCAGAACUGAAUCGAUCGCAAGUCUAUGCCGUCAAGCAUUCGGUACAAAGACCUCUUUCGCUAAUUCAAGGCCCGCCCGGAACCGGAAAGACUGUCACUUCGGCUACAAUUGUGUAUCAUUUGGUGAAGACUGGAAAUACACCCGUUUUGGUGUGCGCUCCGAGUAAUAUAGCUGUGGAUCAGUUGACUGAGAAGAUACACAAAACUGGCCUAAAAGUGGUUCGAUUGUGCGCUAAGAGUAGGGAAGCCAUCAAUUCUCCCGUCUCUUUCCUUGCCCUUCACAACCAGAUCCGCAAUAUGGACGGACACUCAGAGCUCCAUAAACUGCAACAACUGAAGGAUGAAACCGGAGAACUGUCUUCUGCUGAUGAGAAGAGAUAUCGGAUAUUGAAGAAGACUUGCGAACGGGAACUGCUGGAAGCGGCGGAUGUGAUAUGCUGUACGUGUGUCGGCGCCGGAGACCCACGUUUAGUGCGCUUCAAGUUUCACUCAAUACUUAUCGACGAGUCAAUGCAAGCGACUGAACCGGAAUGUAUGGUUCCCGUAGUGUUGGGAGCGAAGCAACUGGUAUUGGUUGGAGAUCACUGUCAAUUGGGACCAGUGGUUAUGUGCAAAAAGGCGGCGCGCGCUGGCCUUUCGCAGUCACUCUUCGAGAGGCUCGUAGUUCUGGGAAUACGUCCGCUUCGUCUGGAAGUGCAGUACAGAAUGCAUCCAUCGUUAAGCAAAUUUCCCUCCAAUUUCUUCUACGAGGGAUCCCUUCAGAACGGAGUCUAUUCUGAUGAGCGAAGAAUGAAGGGAAUAGACUUCCCGUGGCCUCAACCCGAUAAACCCAUGUUCUUCUACUGCUGUCAGGGCCAGGAAGAGAUCGCCGGAUCCGGCACUUCGUACCUCAAUCGCACUGAAGCCUCGUUUGUCGAAAAGUUGACCACUCGUUUCCUCAAGUGUGGGGUCAAACCGGAACAGAUAGGAGUGAUCACUCCUUAUGAGGGCCAACGCGCAUAUCUGGUCCAAUACAUGCAAUACAACGGCUCUUUUCACGCGAAACUCUAUCAGGAGAUCGAAGUCGCGUCAGUCGAUGCCUUCCAGGGCCGGGAGAAGGACCUCAUCAUUAUGUCGUGCGUGCGCUCUAACGAACACCAGGGCAUCGGCUUUCUUAACGACCCGAGACGUCUCAAUGUGGCGCUCACUAGAGCUCGAUAUGGCAUAAUAGUUGUGGGAAACCCUAAAGUGCUGUCCAAACAACCCCUUUGGAACCAUUUGCUGACCUUCUAUAAGGAGAACAAAGUGCUAGUGGAGGGCCCCCUCAACAACCUCAAGGAGAGUCUCAUUCAGUUCAGUAAACCCCGAAAAAUGGUUAACUCUUUGAAUCCCGGCUCACACUUCAUGCAGACGGCGAUGUUUGACGCCAGAGAAGCCAUGAUUCCGGGCAGUGUUUACGACCGGUCCGGUGCCGGACAACAGACCCCUUUCAACAGUGCACUAAAUAUGUCAGGAGCACCGCCUCUCCCGCACUACUAUAGAGCGCACGACCAGUUGUCAUACAUAAGUCAGGAUAGGGCCCAAACCAACGCCGCUCUCACCAAUCUUCCGGUGCCGUUAGGGAUGUUUAUGAAUAUGACUCACAUUCCGCCGCGAUUUUACAACCAGCCCAAUAUGGGUGCACCCGUUCGACAGCCACCCAUCACUGGCCAGAGAAAUAAAGCCAAUUCUAACCGAAACCCGAACCGAAUGUCGACUUCAAACCGUCGAUCAAAUAAGAAUGAGUCGGACUUCUUCCCGACGAGCCAACCGGCCUCUCAGGACACGAGUCUCGGCGGAUCAUCUCUAUCCCAGGGACCCCUCACUCAGGGCCAGCUCUCCAUGAGUCAGAUGAGUCAACCGCCGUAUCCAAGUCUGUCACAGCCCGGCCUCUCACAGGACCCGUAUUCGGUGGAUGACCUGCGAUCACAAGCCGAGGGAAUGCUGUCUCAAGAGUCGAGUUAUCAGACGGACCGAAACGCCUUCUUUAUGGCCUCACAAGUUGGCGCACACACAAAAGCGGACAUGAAUUGGAAGCGUUUCAUAACUAAUUUGGAAAUCGAAGAUCCAAUGAUUAAUUCACCGAACAGUGAUCCCGAGUCCAGACUCCAAGAGUUUAGGAAACGCUUUGAGAACUUCUCUCAAAAUCCAAACCAAAUGUUUGGAGACUCGAAGAUCGGCAGCCGAUGGCCCGACGCCACGAACAACCAUUCGAUGUCUAAAAAUUUAAACCACAAUCCGAAGGCAUCUGAUGCUGAAGAGGAAGGGAUUCCUAUUAAAGUGUUUCACGAGAUGUCAGACGAGAGACCAAACUCUGAGGCAAACAAUGAAAGGAAGAGGGAAUCGAUGUCUUCGUCUCAAAGCCAUCGAAGUAGUGAUACGUCUCACAGCAGUGGAAGCGCUGGAAGUGUUUUCAACUCGAAUGGUGUGGAUCCCAAUCCACGGCAGUCGUCAUCGCAGCCCAGAGUACAUCACAUUCCCAUUCGUGUGGAGCCCAGGGAGGGGUCCACCAGUUCUGGCUAUACCUCCACUUCCGAGAGCAAUGGUGCGCCUCAACAGCCAUUAAGUCGUUCAUCGAGUCAUUCGAGUGCCAACAGCGCCGACAGCACUGGUGUGACCACAGGUGGGCCCACAGGUGACAACCGGGCGGCCAGUCCUGCCAAGAGUGUGUCCUCCGAGCACUCGACCGCAUCGACUGACUCUAAGCCACGCGUCCGUCAAAUUCCCGUCAAAAUUGAAUCCAAUGUGAAGUCGAGUUCAUUACCAAAAGCUAAGACCAAUCCAUCGACGGAACCAAUAAAUAAGCGAAAGUCCGGUCCGUUUGUCACUCGAAUCCCUGUCUCGCAACAGACGGACAGUCAGACCAACUCUCCGCCGACCGAACCUUUGGAGGGGAAAGUUGUGCCGAAAGCGGAUCCGUUGGAAACGAUUAGUAAUAUAUUGCGUGAUCUCAAGAAAUACGAGAGCGAAGUGAAUGAAUUCAAUGGGACGGCCACUGACAAGAAGUAUCGCUAUUUGGAUGAAAUGCUGACGCGGUUUAUGAUUAAGUUGGACACCAUUGACACGGAUGGCAAUGAGGAGGUGCGCGCCGCCCGUAAGGGGGCUGUCAUUGCAGUCAACAAAAGCAUCACUUUAUUAGAGGCCAAAGUGUUUGAUAAUAACAACAGCAACCAAAAGAUGAUACUUUUGAACGGGUCUGCAGGCGAGCCAAUGGAAGUGUCGUCCACUCCAGAGCCCACUAAUGAGACAAAAGUAGCGCCAAAUGAAGCCACGGAAUCGAGUCAAACGGAUUUGCAGAGUAAAGCAAAUGAAGUGAAAGUUUGUGAUCAAAAUAAUGUCAUAAAUCAAAGUCUGGUUACGAAUAGUCAGCGCAAAGAGACGGCGGUUUGAGUGCUAUUUGCGUUAUUUUAUUAUUUGUUUAAAUUUAUGUAUUAUACGAUUAGUGUUUAAAAUUGCAAAAUUAAUAUGCAAUUGUACAAAAACAACUGUUUAGUUAACUUAUUUUGAAAUGAAAAACGUGUUUACU
Molecule: messenger RNA, 5046 nt
Organism: Oppiella nova
Lineage: Eukaryota; Metazoa; Arthropoda; Arachnida; Sarcoptiformes; Oppiidae
Source: the annotation of a GenBank genome assembly